GGCACCCCCACUAACUAAACCUCGAUACCACCCUCUAGAACUUGCCUUGCUUUGCAAACUGGAAUUACAUAAAGCUUUUCUGUAAUUCGGGAACACCUGCCACUAAUGGCCGCCGCUGUUUCUUAUGCGUCAAGCUGGGCGCUUCAGUUGAGAUUCGCCAACAUACCAAAUCACAGUGGCAGUCCUCUGGUGAAAUUGUCGCCCAAUUUCUCUUCAAACCUUCGCAGAUUGUCUCUCCCCUUUCUUAGCUGCAAUCCGACCAAGUUUCGGCACCCUCUUCCUCCCAAGGCUUCAGUUGAGAGCUUGGAGUAUGUAAUUGAGCCAGGCACCAAAGUGAAAUUCCCAAAGGAUUUGAAUGUUCCAGGUUGCACAGAGUCUCUGGUUUUACUUGGCACAGGUUUCAGAGAGAAAACCUUCGCAAUUAUUGGUGUUAAAGUAUAUGCUGCAGGAUUCUAUACUAAAUCUUCUAUUAAGCUGACUUUGGAUGCUUUGAAAGGAAAACCUGCUGGCACUGUUUUGGAGGAUUCAUCACUUUUUAAGUCAGUUUACCAAGCUCCGCUGGAUAAGUCCCUUUGGAUAAUACUUGUUCGACAUGUUGAUGGCCAGACCUUUUGGAAUGCCCUGAACGAUGUUAUCUCCCCAAGGAUAAAAAAACCCACAGCUGUUGAUGAAUCUGCAUUAUCAACUUUCAGAAAUACAUUUCAAGGUCGUGAUCUUAUGCAGGGGACCUCAAUUUUUUUGACCUGGACUCAGCAUUCAAAUAUGCUGGUUUCUAUUUCUUCUGAUGGAUUUCCUACUGAAGUUGAUGCUAAAAUUGAAUCACCAAAUGUCACAUUGGCCCUUUUUGAUGCAUUUUUUGGAGAUUCUCCAGUUUCCCCUACGUUGAAGGUAUCGGUGGCUGAUGGACUAGCAAAAUAUUUAUCUUAAAUUCACAAUCGAGUAAAUUUGAUUGUACUCUUUAUGCGUAAUAUUUUUUAUUAAGAUUCAGAAUAUGAGUUUAUCUUGACAAUAUUGAAUUUUCUGUUCUUGUUUUAUACUUCAUUGUUAGUACCUUCAAUUUU
Molecule: messenger RNA, 1061 nt
Organism: Dendrobium catenatum
Lineage: Eukaryota; Viridiplantae; Streptophyta; Magnoliopsida; Asparagales; Orchidaceae
Product: fatty-acid-binding protein 3, chloroplastic
Exons: 5
Coding region: 106-927 (273 amino acids)
Biological process (GO): fatty acid metabolic process
Cellular component (GO): chloroplast stroma
Molecular function (GO): intramolecular lyase activity; fatty acid binding
Source: RefSeq, a predicted model, not a curated record